AUGAAGAUGGGAAGGCCGAUGGUGAGGGAUAUGCGUCUUUUUCGCUGACAUAGGCACAAAAUGUGUCAAUUCUGAGGCAACGUCCAUCUGAAGGAGGAUGAGUCGAAGAACUGCUCAUGACCGAGAGUCUAUAGCUGCGCUAAAGGGGUUCGACCUCUUAGAGGCUACACCAAGCUUUCGAUACAUGUGCCGCCCUUUCAGACUGCAGCUUAGGAGCCAAACUUCGAAUUGGUAAGAUUGGUAUGCGCCAGAUGCUCACUGCGCAGACUUCCACAGCACUCGCUCACGAUGAGCGUGAUGUCUUCGAACAGAGCCUCGGUGCAGCCAACAUCUACGACUCGCUCUGCCCUGCCACUGCUACGGCUCUGUCGUCUUUCCAGACGUGACCCUCAUCAGCUCUCUUGCAUCUGGCUUUGCUAGUUCCAUCACGCGUCAUCCACCACACUUCUCAUCCAUCCUCACCUUUUGGGCGCGCAUGCGCCAGUUGCAAUGUCGUCCCUCGUCCUCCUCCAGGUCACCCUCAUACUCUCCGUCCCUUCCAUUCUCAGCAGCGCGUUCAUCUUGGUACGGCUGCUGCUUCCACUGCGGGUAAGAGAGCAAAUUUCGCCAUCAUCGGAGCGUCUGAAGAAUGCCCGCGAAAGUAGCGAAACUUUCAGAUCCGAUUCUGGCCUUCUUUUCCAUCGCCCUCCAAGCGCUAGUAGCAGUAGCGCGUCCUCACGAGUCCAGUCUGAGCAAUGCCGUGGCAGGCCAUCUCAGCGCUUGCGAACUGCGCUGCGACUUACGCUCUUCUUGUCCGCCUUCGAUCUUUUGAGCGUGCUGUGCUUCAUUGCAUACGCCGUCCUGCUUGCGCAAGAGCCGCAACUGCCUUCUGAACCCUUUGCAACGAAGAGGCUAGCCGGUUCACCGCUGCUCAUCUUGGCUCUGAUUUUGCGACCUGUGCUAUUGGCGACUGCAGCAGCUCACGCCUGGAGCCACAAUUGCCUAUCCUCUUCAGCUCUUGGGCGAGUGGGCCACAGACUUUGGAGCUUCUCUUUCAUAUUGGGCGCAGCCAUAUGUCUACUCCUCUCCGUGCUGCAAAACUUGCAAGACGAUCCCACCAUCGUGCCCAUUCUGUUUGUGGUGAUCAUGGGCUUCACAUGCGGCAUCGCCAUCCUCUCUUUCGGGUCGCUUGCGGUGCAUCUGCUGAAUGUGCAGAGACAGAUGCAGGGAAGGCCAGUCUGGAAACCCUUCAACGGCGUCAUGUCAAAAAUUCUGGGCUGUCUUUCGGCAAAAGUCUUGACAUCAUCAGCUGUCAGCACAAGCGCGAAUGCUACGAAAGCCUCGACAGCCAACGACAGUACUACCCAGGAAUUUGGUGCGAUGGCAGUGCCACCAAAAUCUUCCUGCGGCACGUUCGGCGAGCCACGCGACCGUCACCCGCCACGGAGUGCUGGGGUAGAAAGCGGAUUCUUUGCCCCUGGCACCGUCGCAAGUCGCGUCACUGGCAACAGCGGCCUCGCUUCGACUCUCGAUGCUUAUGGCCUGCUCGACGAGCUCAGCAAACCUGAUGUGGAUGUCAACUCACAAAAGUAUGUGCGGCGACCCGGAACAGCGCAAAGCAAUUUGAAGAGAAGGUCGGUGACGUACGGUAGCUUGCCUUCAAGCGGUCGCCCUACCGCCUCCAGCACAUCGAGCAGUCGAUGCCCGCCUUGUAGCUUUGCUCACGGCCGCAGCUUCUCCGCUUCCCUCGAGCGCCGAUCACUUCACAGAGACGAAGAUGUCAUCAAGCCGCGUCAGAGCUACCUCGAGUACUUCAACGAGCAGGAAUCUGAAAGCGCUAUCGUCGGUUCUCACACCCAGGAUCCCCACUUUGAUGGUACAUUUGGCGCUUCAUCCACAGAUCCGCCGACAGGGACUCGGGAAGCCAAGGCAGACUCUCAUCUGAGUUCUGCACAGGAAGAGUCAAGGACGAGCUCUGGAGCAGACAGUCCGGCUCAGGGAGGAUUAGAUGCGCGGCCCACUUCGCGUCUCUCUUUCGCUCCUAGUCCUCGACCUAGCCAGUCACGUCUAAGUACCAGCCACGAGCAGAGUGACAGUCGCAUCGCCGAGCCCGGCUACGUCACCGUUGAUUCAUGGCGUAGUUGGCUGACGACUGGUGCUGUGGGUUCUCAGGCGCGAGCGCCUCGCCCGCCUGCCGAGCUCGCUGCGCAAGGCGGCGGAGAGGAUUUGCUCGGCGCAAGUGGUGCGCUGGUAGCGCUCCAUGCCCGCCAGCAGCAAAAUUUUUCAUCUCGGAGUCUCGGUUCGAGCCAGUUCGGCAACGAGGAGCUGAAGCACGUAUUCGUCAGAAUAGCAGGCUCCGUCAUUGGAAUUUGCUUUCCUCUCGUGAGUUCGAUUCUAGACCACUUGCAAAUCACUGAGAGGGGACAAGCUGCUGAUUGGUCCGCUUUUCAGGUCAUGACGGUACCAUAUCUCAUGAACGGCGCCGGCCGUAUGCAGGGCAACCAAGGAGAACCGCUGCUCCUAGCUAUCUUUAUGGCAAUAGGCGUCACUUUUACGAGUCCAUUACUCGCAAUCCAAGUCAUCGUGACGGAGGGACUAGGUCUUCGAGAGAUGGUGUCACUUUCAAACUCUGUGACGUCGGGCUCUAGAUCUCGUCGAUCAAGCUCAUCUGAAGGUCACGCUACCGGUGUCUCACACAGACUCAGCCGUCAAGAUGCCGAGUUGCGGAGCCAAAAGCCAGCGGGUCAGACGUCGCGCCUGAUCAGCCUCCGCCCGAAGAGCCUAGCAGGUACUGUUCAGUCUGCUGAUGCUGCUUCGGAAGUCGAUGUGCACAGCGCUGAGCGAUGCAAUGGAUACGACGUUCCGCUCACGCCCAACGAAGGUCUCCAUCGCCGAACCGUCACCUUCUCGGGCCGAGCACCAACCCUUGCGGAAACGAAUGGGCACGAUCGAUCGAAGUCGGACGGCUGGCAACAGGCCACUACAGCGGGCGUUUCCAAUUGCAACUACGCGUUGACCGGUCCAAAAAUAAAGAAUGUGCCUUACGACCGUCGCCAUUGGGCAGCGGGUAAGAUUGAAGGUGAUAGAGUCGUGAAGUCUAGGUCUACUUGGAUGCGGGCUGGCAGCUUGCUCUUCUGUCCCAGGCCGCCUCUCGAGAUCCUGCCAACCUGUAGCUCUCGUAAGGACGCCUAUAGCUCGCACGCAUGCAGCUCGAUACAGCGCGUUGGUGACGACGAGGACGCAGGGACUCGACUGAGCAGAAGUGCGGACAAUCAGCAACCAGCCAAUAGCAGCGCCCCGCUGGCCGACACGAUACGGGAGACUCAGAGCUGCGAAGACAAGGCUGAAGGGGCGGCAAAGCCGCUUGACGGCCUGAGUGCAAUGAUCCUGCCAAAGCUCGUGCCUGGCCUCACCCUUCCCGCAAGCAUUCAGAUUAUUCAAGAAGACGAGCGCACGCUGUGCGAAUUGUACGAAGCACACAGGCGCGAAGUCAUGUCGACCGAAAGUUGGGCGCCAUUUUGCCCCCCUUCAAACCUGUUCAUUUCUUACAGGACGAUGCCCGGCUUCCUACGCAAGUCAGAGAAUGGCCCUGAUACGGCCUCGAACAGCGUGGCCUCCGAAGACACAAAUCGUAACGAUCCUCAGCCCGCUGGGCAAGAGUCCAGAGUCUCAGCGGACACAACCGGGUCUCAAAAUGCUUCGAUGCAACGCAGCUCCCUGGACGUCCGGAUUCCGCUAGAUGACUUCUCUUACGACAUCGAGCGCCAAGCUUUGUCCACAGAAAGGCGAAUUCCUGGCGGACCUCUGGGCACUCCGUAUCAAUUCUUCACUGCCGAAACGCCAAGUCCGAUCGUGGACCGAGCUGCAAGAACGCGGCAGCUGCUGCCCCUCCACGUCCACGAUCCACUGGAGAGCCCGUCCCAAGACAUCUCAUACUUGUCAAACGAUGCGUCACGAAGGCAAGGGGAUCACAACAUUGCACCCGCGCUCGAAUACUUCUUGCAGGCGUCGCCCUUACGACCGGUGGAAGACGAAACGUCUGGAGACGUACGAGAGUCCUCGGAGCCUGGUGUAGCUGACACCCCAGCAGAUUCUACGCGAUGGACUCCAAGCAUAGCUGUGACCGAUGAUGCUGAUAACAAGCUCACGUCAAGACAAGACAGUCAUCUCACACGGUCUAUAGCACCUGGAGGAAGUUUGGGUCGCGAAUGUCGAGCAGAAAGCCAUCAGGCAGACGAGAGCUGGCAAACAUUGUUACAUAGCCUCGAUGAGGACCUUGACUUGCAUGACAGAGUGGAUGAAACACUCUUGGUCCCUGUUGACUCGCGUCUCGCCUUUCCCACCGAAGCUGGCGCGCCUUCUGGGUCCGAACGAUCACUGCAACAAUCGGCCGGCCAGCCGAGUCCUGCCUCAACCUCUCGUUCGUUGCUCCAGAAGGUUUCAGGCGGAGAGGGCCUCAGCCCCUCUCAGCCCUCGUGCUCACGAUCGCUGUGCAGUUCAACGGCAUCGAAAAUUUCUUUGGCGCAGCUGUUGGGUAUGUCGUCGAGCAAUCAGACUAGCGGCUCUCGUAAUACAGUGGCACCUGGCGGAAUCACCAGACCUUCGUCACUGGAUCCUACUUCCUGCGUUCUGCGAAGGCGCAGUCUCGGGUCCGAGCUUGGGCUUUCAAAUCAUGGCGAUCCGGCAAGCCCAGCAUACGAGGCACAAGACGCCGGUCGGACUCCAUUUGUCAAGCGCAAGUCAAGUGGCACCACCGCGACCCCUUCGACACACGGUCCAAGUGACAGCCUCAGCACCCUCUCGAGCAUAGUUGAGGUCGUCAUAUCACCUGAUCGCUCAGGGGGUUGCUCAAGCCACUCACUAAGCCAGGACUUGCGAAUCACUUCCGCCGAUCGGCUCAGCGCUGAUCUGCAAAUCGCUCUGCAGGCCCUCGAUGGUGCGGAGGCGUCGGGCCUCAGCUCGGAUUCGCUGCCGGCAAGUGAGACCGAGCACACUGAUACGGUGCCUCUUCAAUCUCUGGGAGCCAGUCCUGCUCGCAUGCUCUGCGAUCAACACUUCUACACUCAUGGCAUUCGGCAACUCGAGACCGUUGAUGAGGUUACUGAAGACUCAACUGUCCCUAGCUGUGGAUGGGACAGGCACGUCAACGCGAGCCUCGACCAGAUCUGGGCUCGACAGCAUCACCGCCAUCAGAGCAGCCUGAGCACGGUCUUGAGUAGCGACAUGCAGCAUCUGCUCUCGAACCAAGUGUCAGUCAUGGAACUUGCAAGAGACCGUAUCAGCAAUGCCUCGGAGCUAGGAAAUACGAGUGCCAUCAGUCACGCUGGUUCUAGCUCCCUCAGCCAGCGCAGUGAUGUAUCACAUCGCAGUCGAGGCUUGUCCGAGUCCCUUCAACUUAGCGCAGCACUCGUUGCCAGUCCCGAUGCCAGCUUGGCGGGCUACGUUAGAGUAUUGACGCGUCUUAACGCUUCUGGAGCCAUUUGUCCACUGAUUGGCCCUCGCAGCCGAUUGCCUUCCACAGUCACUGUAGGGACGUUGACCACGCCACGUCGCGCGAUGGGCCUUAACGACUCGUAUUGGUCCUCUUCACCUCAGUCUUUGUCACUUGAAGUGCCAUUCGAUGCAGCUGCUCCUGGAUCCGCUGCACCCGAGCUCAGACCCGUCUCACCGGUAUCAAGCCUGCACGACCAGCAAACUGAUCUCUGCGAAGAGGCUACGACAAAUCGACAAGGUAGAGCUCGAAGAAUGGAACGGCCGCUGUCAAUUAUUAGUCUUCUGUCAGGUCUAGUUUCUAGCGCCGAUGGCUUGCGAGCAAGCACACGCCAAUCAGUCAGCCAAGAAGAACAGACUCAACAAGCGCGGUCGGCGGGAGCGGUCCGGGCGGUUGGUCAGGGGCCGUCUCAGCCAUCCGCAACCCCGUCGCGUCUCUCGCACCGUCAGCGCAUCCACGGCGAUGCUGACAAAAUGCACAGGAGACGUUCAACCGCCUCCGUUCUGAGUCUCGGGCGCACAUUGUCCUUCUAUUCGGGCCGUCGAGCGACCAUGUCAUCCACGCCGUUCGCUCUUGGUACGCCGCGCAGUAGCCGUCUGUCCAUCGCCGAGUCGCCGUGGCAGGUUGUGGAGGACCGUGCUGGUUCUCACAACUUCAGUCCAUCUUUCAGAGCUGAACGAGUUUCCACUGCAGGCCCGUCUCCCAGCGUCAGGUCCCUCUCCCGGAAAUCGGCAAAGAUCCUCGUACCGCCAGUACCGCAGCACGUAGCCUCGACCCCGGUGCGAAGAGUGCGCCGUAAAGCUGUGCCAGGCAUUGGAGCCCUUGAAAGACCAAGAAAAGAGUCAGAUGCGGCGGAAUGGGCAAAGUCUGUCAGGCAAAGGGUUCACGCACUGGAAGUGGCAGCAGACACGCAAAAGUCGGCAGAGCCUGCUGUAGGUUCGCAGCACCGCAGAUCUCCAAGCACUCCCACUGCUAGAAGUCGCAGAGUGGUCAAGACAAGUGAGUGAUGCAAGAAACGCUGCCAGAGCGGAUAGUGAAACUCACUUGACCACUCUUGUCGCGUCAGGGGUUGUGCUUCCUGCUGGCCGACACAAAUUUUCGCUCGUGGAUCGCAUCCAUGCACCAUUGCCACCGUUACCGCUCGAGGAGCACAGCCAGUCGCAUGGGUGGGCUGCAGAGGCGUGGAUCGACGAAGCUGCGCCACCUUCAGACGUUGAACCUAAUCAAGACUGCGCAGCUUCUCAUCCGGCUCGAAGUCUUCUGGUGCCACUCAUCUCAGAGCACUCUUUGGCCCAAUCCGAUGCGUCGACCAGGCGAAUGAGUAAUGGUCCUAUGGCGUCCACACCACCUCGUGCGCCACUUGGCGUCCUGGGUGUUGUCAACUCCGCGUCGCCUACCGUUGCAACUCGGGUGAAAGGCAAGAAGCCUGUUCGACCACUAUCAGAAGCCGUACCGUCGCGUCGCAAGAGUCGCCCUUGUGAACAGCUGGGCAAAGAAAACACAAGACCAGAGAGCACGUCAGCUUUGUCUGGCCGUGUCGAUAAGAACAACGUGAGCGCUGCCUCCUCUAGCGCAGUGCCCGAAGCGCCGGCCUAUGGGAAGCCAAGCGCAUCGGUUGCGCGUGACAGAGCAGGCAAAGCGGCAAGACGAGAGACUUUUGACCUGCUCAAGAGCGGCAUCAGAGCUCGGUUCGCUGGACUACGUUGA
Molecule: messenger RNA, 7177 nt
Organism: Ceraceosorus bombacis
Lineage: Eukaryota; Fungi; Basidiomycota; Exobasidiomycetes; Ceraceosorales; Ceraceosoraceae
Source: the annotation of a GenBank genome assembly